Cladophialophora bantiana CBS 173.52 is the source of this 750-nucleotide messenger RNA. RefSeq lists its product as uncharacterized. NCBI's taxonomy places the organism in Eukaryota, Fungi, Ascomycota, Eurotiomycetes, Chaetothyriales, Herpotrichiellaceae. The transcript has a single exon. The record is from RefSeq and is a predicted model, not a curated record. The coding region runs from base 1 to 750 and encodes 249 amino acids.
AUGCAAUUGGUCACGAAUACCUAUUACUUAAGAAACAGUGGUGAAUUCCUGCAUCGGGAAUCUGAAGAUUUACAAAUGACAACCAUGAGUGGAAGGCUUCGCUGGGACAAUUGCCUCUCUGAAGCAUUUGGGAGCGAUUUCCUGAGACUUAUGAAAAAUCCCAAAAUCGUCGGCACUGCUAUAGGUUGUGCAGCACGUAUCUUCAAAGCGAUCACAUGUGGCGAUCCGAGCUUUGACCGAGAGAUUCUAGGCGAAUGGCGGUCCCAUUUCGACUCCGCAAGUGGUUUGGGAUUCGUCGGGAAUACCCUUGCAUGGUUCCCAGAGUUGGAAGUUACGAAAGAGAACAUGGAAUCUGGUGUACGGUUAAGUCUUAUCGAUGCGCAGACACGCUAUGAGCAGCAAAUCGCCAUCAUAGAGGAGAUAUGCAAAUGUGCCGAAUGCUUCGAUGGAGGCCCCACAGAAGAUGAGGCAUUCUGUCUUUCAGCAAUUUUUGAAUCCAUUGUGGUCAUGUCUACGGCGAUGGCUGGUAUAUUGAUUGUGAAUGGGAUUCUGCCUUCACGAGCCGGUUUCGAACUAUUUUACGUCAGGCAACGACGAAUGAGGACGGACACAGACGAGGACUUUCUAGAAAAGGUGAAAUGCAUCGGUUACAUACAUCGAGUUUUAGAAACAACAACCCGCAAUAUUGAUUCGGAUAUUUCAAUUGUAGAAACUAGGCUUUUAGAUGCGACGAAACUCUUCACAGGUUAA